GGCGAUUCGAGGAGGUCACCUCCUUUUUUGAGUAUGUGCAACCAAUGAUGGACUUCAUGGUCUCCCUGCCUAAUGGGGAGAAUGUGGUCCUAGUUGGUCACAGUUAUGGCGGCUUUUCCAUUUCUCUAGCCAUGGAGUGCUUCCUGGAGAAAAUCUCCGUUGCAGUUUACCUCACUGCCUUCAUGCCCAAUUGCAGUGCUCCACCAGCUACCCUUUUACAACAAUCUCUCAGCGCGAUCUCGUCUUUCUUGGAUUCCGAAAUUGUAUAUGAUUCGAGUAAUCUGCCUGUUUCCCUACUCUUUGGUCCAAAAUUUCUUGUAGCUAAUGUUUACAAUGACUCCCCAAGAAAGGACCAGGAAUUAGCUAAAACUUUGGUGAGGCGAGCUGGGAUUUACUUGAAUGACUUGAGCAAGCCUCUGCUGACAAAGAAUAAAUACGGGUCGGUCACUCGGGUUUUUAUAAUAAGUGGAGAUGAUCUAACUCUUACAGUGGAUUUCCAGAAAUAUAUGAUUGAGAAUAGCCCUCCCAAAGAAGUGAAGUUCAUAGCUGGAUCUGAUCAUAUGGUCAUGACUUCGAAACCCAUACAGCUUUACCUCACUUUGCAGCAGAUUGCUUAUAAAUAUGGCUGAAUGGGUUGUGCAUCAUUAAGUCGCAUGCACAGAUAGCCUAAAUAAAAGGUCAUGCAAGAAAGUUAUGAAAUAAGUCGAAAAGGUCAGAAUGAGUAGUUCUCUCUUCCAUCAUGUAUUCUCUUUGAUUUUCACGAAAUAAAUGAUAUUUA
Messenger RNA from Cornus florida, 778 nucleotides. RefSeq names its product methylesterase 10-like. Lineage: Eukaryota; Viridiplantae; Streptophyta; Magnoliopsida; Cornales; Cornaceae. The transcript is spliced from 3 exons. The record is from RefSeq and is a predicted model, not a curated record. Gene Ontology annotation, biological process: salicylic acid metabolic process; jasmonic acid metabolic process. Gene Ontology annotation, molecular function: methyl salicylate esterase activity; methyl indole-3-acetate esterase activity; methyl jasmonate esterase activity. Bases 45 to 629 code for a protein of 194 amino acids.